CGGCGUGCGGCCCGAGCUGUUUCUCUAUCUGCUUGUGCACAAUGUACUGCAAUGCACGCGACAGCGAAGUAGAAUAGAUAUUGAAAUCAUGCUCGAUAGAUCUUGAACGAAUCGAACUUGUCUGCUGUAAACGGAAAACGUAACAAAAUUUACAACAAUUGCAGCUUUCGAAAUUGUCACGCUUGCGGUUUGCACCUUUAACUUUUUUUGGAGCUGCAGGCAAAGGACGUAAAAUUAUCAAAUCAAGAUUAACAUUAAUCCGCAUUAGCAGCAGUGCCGAUAACCGAGAUUAAUCUACAUACAUACACCUUGUGUAGAAAUGAACAUUAGAAUGGCAACAAAAAACCUACAGUCGGGCCGCCGGUGGCAACGGCAACAGCAAUGGUGGCCGGUGAACUUGGCGCACGUAAACGUCAACAAGGGUACGCGAUGGUCUAGGGGUGCAGAAAUGACGGCGCGCGAAGCGAGUCUCUCGCGAAUUAUCGUCGCGCUGCUUCUGUGCGCGCGAGGCGUGCAGGUUUGCGCGGCGGUCGCGGCCGAGGUCGAUCUCGACGUGGAAGGGAACGGAUUCCACAGAGCCCUGAUCUAUCGCGUACGCUUCAGGAAUCUGACGCAGGACGGCUGUCGAGCUGCCAUUUACAUGGAAUUGCCGUCGGCGUUGUACGUCAACACCGACGAAAUUGCAGAAAUGAGAAGACGGGGCACGAAUAUGGUGUGUUCCGUCGGUGAGACCGACGUCGAGUUAUUCGCAGAGAAGGCCGGUCGGCAGAAUGUGACGACCUGCGCACCCGUCAGCUCGUCGUCCUCCAGUUUGACGAUUCCUGUUCACCAACGGUACCGAUACGCGCGCGACACCGGCGAUUACGUCAACGUGACUCUGCCCCAGCCGAGACUGCUGCUGGGAUGCCGGGCGAGGGUCAGGGACCACCGGGUGUCCAAGAUAGACCUGUGCGAGCCGUGUGUCGACCUAGUGGCAAAGUGGCGUGAAAUUCCGUACCGCAUGUCGAGGAAUUGCGACUACGUUUGGCCGAUACCGGUCGGCGACUCGUCCCUGUCGCUCUUCGUCACUUGCGCCACGUUACUGACGACGAUUGUCGGCGCGAUAUUCAUCGGGCGCGCCAUUCGGACCAACGCGUCGCAAAGUCACCCGAAAGAAGACUGAGAUAGCUAAAAUUAAAAUGCAGUUUUGUAUUAAAUUUUUAUUCAUACACAUUGAUACAAUUAUCGAGUUUUUAUUGACAUCUUAAACAGAUUUGAUAUAUCGAGUUUUCUUGUACGAGACAUACGAUUAAGCAAACGCCAGUCUUUCUAUUUAAAUAAGAUUAGACUAAACAUUUUUAUUUUAUUUAAAAUGUGAAUUUAAAUUAGGCUACAUUCCAAGCUCUUUAACGCGAAUUACGAUAUUUCCGCGACUGCAGAGUUCCGAAUUAACAUUAGGACGGAAUUAGUUUCGCCGCUUGCAUUCUUGAGCAAUAAAUUAAGAGGAGACGAUUCCGGCACGUCCUAUGUACACAUGCGACUUGCAUUUUAUACAUAAUAUAUAUGUCCGAGCGAUAUUUACACGCAACUUCUAGUCCAGACGUUUUAACAUGUAUUUAACAUGUUUUUAUAUAUUUCUGAAUGACUUGGACGAUGUUCUGAGUCAUUCAGAAGUCACCACGCGAAUCACACAUCUACACAGAUAGACGUGUAAUUUGACAAAUAAAAUAUAAAAAGAGAAGACAAGCAUUGUCGCGCAA
Vollenhovia emeryi is the source of this 1739-nucleotide messenger RNA. RefSeq lists its product as uncharacterized. Gene Ontology annotation, cellular component: endoplasmic reticulum membrane. The record is from RefSeq and is a predicted model, not a curated record. Bases 320 to 1162 code for a protein of 280 amino acids. NCBI's taxonomy places the organism in Eukaryota, Metazoa, Arthropoda, Insecta, Hymenoptera, Formicidae. Gene Ontology annotation, biological process: GPI anchor biosynthetic process. The transcript is spliced from 5 exons.